Scutellospora calospora is the source of this 1291-nucleotide messenger RNA. NCBI's taxonomy places the organism in Eukaryota, Fungi, Glomeromycota, Glomeromycetes, Diversisporales, Gigasporaceae. The record is from the annotation of a GenBank genome assembly.
AAUUCAUUAGUCAAAAAGAUUCAAGUCAUAGUAUACAAACACUAAAAGAUUCUCAGAAGAGUGACUUGAAUACAUACCGGGGAGAAAUGCUAAAUCAAGAACAAUUAAGUGAAUUAAGUAAAAUACAAAAUCAAUUCUUUUCCGAUAUUGAUGAAACUGAAGAAUUUAAUGAAGCCCUGAAUCUAUAUGUAAAGCCACAAGGAAAGUGGGAUGUGUCAAUUAUAAAAUCAGUAGGUAAUAAAAAGGAAAUGGUUUCCGAAGUUAGAAAUGGAGAUGUCGAAAAAGUAGUUGAUGGCUUUUUAGAAUCAAGGGAUAAACUCUCCUCAGAUGAUCUAGAGAUUCUAGCCAAUGAACUUUUGAAUUCAAAUGAUAAAACAUCUUUAAUAAAUAAAGUUAACAGCAUUUUUGCAUCGGAAAAUCAAUUAACUUUGGAAGACGAAGCGGUUCUAGACAUGGCAGCAAAUCAAUUUUUGUAUUUAAAUUCUAAGAAUACAUUGAAGAUUUUAAAGAUAUUUCUUAAACUGGAAUCAAUGAAUUAUCUAGUAUUAAAAGAUAAAGAAAAAUUUGAAAAUGCGUGUAGUAAAUUACUGGAUUUAAACGCCAAGAAAAUUCUAGAAACAGCAGUUAAUAACAUCCUGGCCUCGAAGUGUAAAAAAGUACUAUUAAUAUUAGGUGAGGGAGGAACGGGUAAAUCGACUUUUAACCGUUAUCUUGCUCGUCGUCUGUGGGAAGAGUAUGACCUAUCGAAUAUGACGCAACCAAUUCCUUUAUUUAUAGCAUUAGCGCAAUUGAAAGUAGGAAUGAUAAAUCGAAAUCAGGAUUUUAUUGAAAUUUAUUUAGAAAAAAAAUAUAAAUUAUCCCCGGAAACUAUUGAUGUUUUACGUAAAAGAAAGUUUGUAUUUAUUUUAGACGGAUAUGAUGAGAUUUCCGAACGUGAACGUCAGUGCUACGAAAGCAACAAAUUUAAUGAAUGGAAAAAUGCGAAAACUGAAAUACGACAAUAUAUCAUGAAAUAUACUGAAGAUAAACAAAAUAAAGGACAUUUUCAAGAAUGGGAUGCAGACACGUAUAUACAGACAAUAGAGAAGAUUCCGCAAAUAGAAGAGAUGGUUAGCAAUCCUAUUUUAUUAAAGAUUACUUUGACUGUCUUACCGGACCUUGUUAAGCAAGAGGGAACAAUAGACCGUCAAAUAAAUCGUAUAGUUUUAUAUGACAAAUUUUUUGAGACAUGGUUUAGCCGUGCACAAAAUCGCCUGUUAAACAUUCAACUAAAUGAUAAGGAAACAGAAGC